AUGCUUAUAAUCAAUGGAUCUAGUGCAUUGGAUGCAACCUGGGCUUAUGGACGACGUUCCUGUGUGGAAGCUAUUACACGCAUUGUUGAUUCAGUUGGACUUGAAUCGUUGGGCGACAGUGCUGAACUUCUUGAUUGUCUCAUUAAUUGUUUGGACGAUUAUACAAUGGACAAAAGGGGUGAUGUUGGAAGAGUUCUGCGCGAGGAAGCGAUGAGGGCACUUGCAGUUAUUUUACCUCUGGCACAAAAUUGCUCGAAAGUUGCUGAUCGUAUUUCCGAAGCAGUCUUUAAAAUAAUUCAGCAAUCUAUCGAGAAAAUUGAUGCAACUCGUGAGUGUGCUGCAUUGGUGAUGAAGAGGAUCUUGAAAUCAGGACUAAAGAAUAUUCAAGAAGAAGAAAUUCUAAGGGAAAUUUAUUUGGUUAAUGGUUUGAAUAUGGACUGGAGAUUGUCAUCUUGUUUCAAACGAUUAGCUUUGCUGUUGAAAAGUUCUUACUACCGAUAUUCUGCCUUAAAUGGAUUUAUUAUAUCUGCUGGCGGUGUUACGGAAUCUACGAUGCGAGGCGCAUCUGAUGCUUUGCUUUCGGUGAUUUCUGAUAUGCGCGAAUCACGACAAGAAUUAGAAAAUUUUCUGCAAUGUUUUGCAUCCAUCUUAAUCAAUAAUGCUGGCAUAGUGCGUAUAACUCAACCUCUGCUUCGUACACUGGACCAGAUUUUAUCAGCACAGCUUCUGGAAUGUUUUGAGGCAGAUCCAGAUUCUUCACCGUCUCUUCGGAAAAUUGUGGAUCGCGUCGCGAUCGUUGUCCGCACUUUGCGAUCUCGUUAUCCCAUAAUGCGUCGUAAUACAGCGGAGCAACUUUAUGAAUGCUUGGCCUCCGAAUGUGAUAGCAACAAUGAAAUGGAAAGAAAUAAACGCCUAGAAUUGUUGAAUUUACUUUCAGAAACAAAGUGGAAUAUUACUGGUGAUGAACAGUUUUUAGGAGAUGCGCUCAGGAAAUGUCGAGAUGAAAAGAGAUUAAAUGUAACAGAAACAACUAAGAGAUUUUUAGACGUAGUUUCAGAUUAUGUCUUUGUCCUUGUUAUGGUGCAAUCGAAGCGAGCUCGUAUUGACAUUGCCAAUAUAUCUACGGCAACCACCACACCAGAGGAUAUCCUGGCUGCAUUGGAAAAAGAUGAAUCGCAAGCAAUGGUUGUUGAUGAAGCAGCUGUUAAACGAAUUGUUAUGCAGCUAGAGAAACGAUGUUUGAAAAAUCGAGAGAUGCGCAUCAAAUACGGUGAUGAACCAGCGAAGUUCAUGGAAAGCGAAGUUGAAUUAAAUGAAGCAGUACAGGAGAUGCACGCAUUAGCAACGCAGCCUGAUUUAUAUGAAUUGCUUCUUGAUCAUGGCGCAACGGCUACUCUUUUACAGUUAUUAGCUCACGAAAACUCUGACAUUGUUGCCGCUGUCAUCAAUCUUUUACAGGAAUUAACAGAUGUUGAUACACUGAAUGAAGGUGAAGGUGGCGCUGCGAAACUAAUUGAUGUAUUAGUUGCUGAUCAGUUAAUUGAAACAUUAGUACAGCAAAGUAUUGAGCGUUUGGAUGAAACUAUAAAAGACGAAGCUGAUGCAAUCCAUAAUGCAUUAUCGGUUGUAGAAAAUGUGCUCGAUUUCCGGCCAUCAUUUGCUGAUAUUUGUGUCGAACAGGGUUUGUUUGCUUGGCUUCUUCGUCGUGGAACUCAACGAGGAGCUUUAGAUGCGAAUAAGAUGUUUGCUAGUGAAUUGCUUUCUUUACUUCUGCAAUCAACCGAAUUAGCUAGAAAACGAUUAACAGAAAAAGUUGAUGGCUUCGAUUUGCUGCUUCGUGCUUUGGCCACUUACAAGCGUCAUGAUCCAGGGAGUGCAGAUGAACGGGAACAUAUGGAGAACUUGUUCAAUGCUGUAUGCGCCGCGCUUAUGUAUGCACCAAACAGACAGAAAUUUCUGGACGGUGAAGGCCUUCAGUUAAUGAAUCUUAUGCUGAGGGAACGCAAGCAGUCACGUGAAAGUGCACUAAAGGUUUUAGAUUACGCCACAAAUGGUGCAGAAGGAAAAUCCAAUUGUGCCAAAUUCAUCGAUAUUCUUGGUUUGCGAACAAUUUUUCCGCUGUUUAUGAGAACUCCAUCAAAGCAGAAAAGAAAGGAUUCAACACCAGAUGAACAUGAAGAGCAUGUUUUGGCAUCUUUACUGAGAUCUUGUGGUGAAGAAGGGCGUAAUCGGAUUUUUUCGAAAUUUAGCGAACACGAAUAUGAAAAAGUCGACCGUGCAGUUGAACUCGUUUUAAAAUAUCAGGAACGUGUGGACCGAUUUGAUGCCCGUCAAGCUAAUUUGACACAGAACAGCAAAUUAUCUGAUGAUGAAAUUGAACAGUUGUAUCUGGAUAAAUUGGAUGCUGGUUUGUACACAUUGCAACGUAUCAUUUUAAUUCUUGCGGAUGUAUGCGCAAAUGCAAUGCUUGGCUGUCGUAACCGAGCUGUAAAGCUGUUCCAAAUGCGCACUGGAAAUGGAAAACUUAGCAAACAUCUUGUACCGGUUCUUGAAGAGUAUGAAAUUAAUUUAGGCGCAGAAGCAGAUGAAGAAAGGAAACGCAUACGUCAGCUUAUCGCACGGCUAAAUAGCAUUGAUAAAAACUAG
Molecule: messenger RNA, 2646 nt
Organism: Acanthocheilonema viteae
Lineage: Eukaryota; Metazoa; Nematoda; Chromadorea; Rhabditida; Onchocercidae
Source: the annotation of a GenBank genome assembly